This is a messenger RNA of Glossina fuscipes, 2191 nucleotides long. It is a transcript of the gene red, whose product is annotated as lysM and putative peptidoglycan-binding domain-containing protein 1. Lineage: Eukaryota; Metazoa; Arthropoda; Insecta; Diptera; Glossinidae. Bases 750 to 1772 code for a protein of 340 amino acids. The record is from RefSeq and is a predicted model, not a curated record. The transcript has 4 exons.
AAAAAAAAAAUUUUAAAAAAUAAUAUAUCAUAUAGUAUAUAACAAUGUGUUUAAUCUUUUGCAAAUGUCAAAAACCAAUUGCUGAACCAGAGAUACGUGUUAUUUAGAAGUUUACACACCAAGCCUUUUUCAAAAAAAAAACCCAGCAAAAUCACGUUUGAAAUAUAAAGAAAUCAGUGAAUGCGAAAAGUAUCAAGAGAAUUCGUUAAUCGUUGCUUAUACAAUAAAAUAUAAUGAAAUAUAAAAAAAUAAUGCAAAGAAAGCCGUUCUGUUAUUGAUUAAAACUAACUUUGAACCGCAGUACUUUGGACAAAAUCACUCCUCCUCGUUGUUGCUGUGUGACGCCUGCUGUUAAAGUUUAAUAAAAAGUGCAAAAAUUAAAGUCAUUCAACCUUCUGUUUAAGUUUGCGUGUUUGCAGAACCACAACCAGCCAGCUAGCUAGCUAACUUCCAUCAUCCAAUCCAACACAAGACCAUUAUAUGAUUUUGCUUUGCUGUAACAAUACAACUUCGCUUGUGUGUAGAGUAAUUCUCUCUGUUUCUCGUUUCAUUUUUUAAAUUGUAAAACAAACAAAGUGCUAGAGGGGUAAAGAGAAAUUAUUAAGCACAGAACAAGAAGAAGUGAACCAAGAUCAAAGACAUUCAUCCAUGCAGUAUAAAGAUUUAGUGCUAAAAAUAAAUUUCUCAAUUUAAUAUAUAUAUAGAAGAGUUCAGCAUACAUAUAUAUAUAUUUGUUAAAUUGUUGCAAAAUGGAUUAUAUUGUUAAAGCAUACAAAGAUUGGAAAUUGCAUUCCCAGUUUCAUGAAAUUGUACCCGAUAUGGAUGAUGAAUUCGUGUUCGGUGAGAAGCAGUCAAUUCGAGAAUCAGCUCGAUCAUUAAAGAAGUAUGGCAGUACUUGUUGUAAUCAUAAUGUGCGAAGCAAUGAAGCCUUGAUACGUCAUGACAUUGAAAGGACAGAUACAUUGCAGGGUAUUGCUCUUAAAUACGGUUGCACUACUGAGCAAAUACGUCGCGUCAAUCGUCUAUUUGCUUCGGACAGUUUAUUUUUGCGACAAUUUCUACUGAUACCCGUUGACAAGACAUCAUCAUACUUCCCGAGUGUUACUAAUAAUAACAGUGAUGAGAACAAUUCAUUAGAUUCAAACAAUGCCACAGACUAUAGUUGCGGCGGUGAUCCACUCAACUGUACCUCUUCAUCACUAUCGUCAGAAUCCGCCUCAUCUUCAAGUACCUCUACAGAGAAUUGUUCGCAACCUGCCACCACUUUGCCAGCACGACCUUAUUCCAUAGCUGGCGAAACGCUUGCCCAGGUCGUUGCUGAGCAGCAACACAAUACAAACGGUAACAGUAAGCAAAGCAAAUCAUUGGAUUCGGUUGCUACCGUAACACCUGAGGAAGAAAAUCGUCGUUGCAUUAAUGAAUUUUUAAAUAAAAUCGAUAAUACAAUUUCCGAGUCGCGUAAAUAUGUGGAAAAGUCAAGAGAAAUGCUUUCGGUUAGCCAAAGUGAUGAUGCCCUUUUUGCCGCUACUGCCGUUUCAGUGCAACGCCAUCCUAAUCAUCUGAAUAAUUCGUAUCGAAAGCAAGCUUCUCAGCAAUCAUCAGCAACAGGGGCAACAGCAAAUGCCACAAGCCAUCAUCAUCAUAUACGGCACAGUUCGACAGGCAGCAGUAAUUCGGAUACCAUGCAGCUCUUAAAUACAACGCAAAUGCGUCGCGUACAGAAUUCUCUGAAACGUUUGGAAAAACAACAAGAUGAAUUUUUCGAGUUGUAGCAUACACUAAAUAAGAUGAUAGUAAAACUAAUUUAUGAUAUUAUGAUUCUUAGAGCAAACUUAUUAAUUUAAACAAAAAAAAUCCUGUUCUACUACGUAUGCAUGUGGUUAUGCUGAGCAUACCAGGCCGCGUGGUUUCUACACUAAAGACAAUCUUUACAAAUUUUAUUUUAUUAACUUCUUUGAGCUUUCGUUUCCGUAUAUACUACAUUCAUUCUUCUUAGGAGUUGAAAUUGAGAAAAAUAUGUUUUCCAUACAUUUAAUCAUUCUAUCUACGAGAAUUUAAAUAAUUCGAUUUUGUAAAAAAAAAAAAUUUUCUAAAGCUUUGGGUAUUAUUUUUAAAUUUUAUUUCUUAAGUUUAAAAUAUAAAUAAGUUUACUUUAGCAAAUUCUACUCAAUCUUUUAAAAACAAAGAUCAU